This is a messenger RNA of Aplosporella prunicola CBS 121167, 2133 nucleotides long. RefSeq lists its product as uncharacterized. The transcript has a single exon. Lineage: Eukaryota; Fungi; Ascomycota; Dothideomycetes; Botryosphaeriales; Aplosporellaceae. The record is from RefSeq and is a predicted model, not a curated record. The coding region runs from base 73 to 1974 and encodes 633 amino acids.
GAGGACAAGAAGCACUCGCGCUGCGUGAAACAAACCUUCCCUGAAUUACGCUUUACGAGUACGAAUCCGACCAUGACCGCCGGUCUAGACGGCGGCAUUCCCGUUGAGCUGGUCAACUGGAUACUCUCUUUCAUUGAGGAUCCUGAGGACCUGCUAAACCUAACCCUCUCCAGCAAAUUCAUCAAAAAAUGUGUCGAACGUUUCCUUUACAGUUCAUACCGGAAUUUGACUCUUGAAACCCACUCCCUCGUAGCAAUGGUCCACAGACUCAUCGAUGAGCCAAAUCUUGCGCAGCUCAUGAAAAAUGUCGAAAUCGGACAUUGGAAUACCAAGCGUCGAGUUAUCAGUCCUAAUUAUGACUACCAUCUCGAAAAAAUCACAAACGACGAGUUUCGCCGUCUUGUGGAUGCAGCGAAGCAGACAGGGCUCGUCGACGCAACCCAGAACUCGGACCCUGACAGCCUGCGACCGAUUGUCAAGAAUGAGGGUACAUAUUAUGACUACGGCUCGGGCUAUGACACCGACGCGUAUGACAGUGAAACCGAAGGACAGUACGCCGUCCACCCCGACGAGGCCGACGGUGGCGAUUACAGCGAUGUACAGCUCCUCAGGUGCCUGAGAUAUGGCAUAGAAGAUGCCCAAGUGAUCUUGUUGCUAUCUUUGCUCCCACGGCUCGAGAAGCUAUCGUUGAAAGAGGUCCCUGAUGGCGUCCGGCUAUCCUGGGACAAACUGAGUUCCGUACACAAAUUUCCUGUUCUCAGGGAGAUCCGCGCUAGCGGUGUUGACGGCGAGAUCCCGUGGGAUCUGCGGUAUCUAAAGCCGUUACUUUCUCUUCCAUCUAUGCGCGAGUUGAAGGCCUACCUUUCCACGUCCAGUGGCGAGGUGGCUUUUGCAGAGAUGUUUGACUUCCAGCCAAAAUCUCUAUUCCUUACCCAUAUCCACUUGGAGCGCUGCACCAUCGACACCGACACCAUAGAAAACCUCCUUAAAGGCUGCAAAGGUCUCGAAUCCUUCGCCUUCACUGUCGCAGGGAACGGUCUCGAGGACGACGAAUUUAAUGGGAGUUUACCGCAGUUUACAGCGCCACAGCUCAAAAAAGCCCUUUUGGCACAGAAGGGUUCGCUCAAAGAGCUUACAGUGGACAUGUCCGACUGGUGCUUCCGUCAUGACUACGGUACAUUUGGAUCCCUCAUGGAAUUCGAAGUGCUCGAACGACUCACCAUGGACUAUGGGACGUUACGCUGGCACCCGGAUCUCGGACUCGAUGAAGCAGACUACAACAGCGACGAGAUGCAUCGACUAAACACCGAACCACCGCUGCCUGAACUACUCCCCAAGUCCCUGAAAGUGCUUAAUAUCCUCUGGGCACCACCCGUAAUCGUGGUGAACCUGCUCCAAUUCGGCAGCACACCGCGCAAGGAGUACCCGAACCUCAGCUCGAUAGACAUCACCAUGUUCGAGCUCGACUUCACGCGGCGCGAGGCACCAGGCUACGGGAUGAUGGUCACGCAGCUCAAGGACAUGGGAAUCGCGUACAUGGAGCGCAGCCAGUGCGCGAAGCCGCCGGUCCCAACGCUUCUGUCCUGGCUGGCCGAGCCGUACAUCCUCACGCGCUGGAACACCGGCACCUCCAAAUACGAGUCUACGCGGCGCAAGUCGACGUUCCAGCGCUAUCUCGAUCAGAUGCCGAGGUGUCCGCACAUGGAGGCUAAUGGUCCGGACAUUGACUGCUUCGCGCAGGACUGGGAGCAUGAGGGCUGGGGCCCUUAUGCUGAAAGCAUUCCGGAUGACUCCGAUGAGGGCGAUUAUUUCUUUGAGUUUGAACACAGGCCGAGAGGCUUGCCGUGGAUCUUUGGCGACAUGUCGGAUCUGGACGAUGAGGACGAGGAUGGGGAGGACGAAGACGAGGGCGAAGAUGAGGACGACGAGGAGGAACUUUUCGGAGGUGAUUCUGGGAUUGAAAGUGUUGAUUAAUUGAAUCUCUUUCUGUGGCAGAGAUUGGUAUUGUUAUUGAUCAAAAAUUGGUCCUAUUAGCCUACUAGGAGUACGGUUUCGAAGGAGUGGAUAUUAUUAUAAUUUACAUGUCUUUCAUGGGCGGCAUAUCCAACUACAAACUCAAGCUAUACAUAGGGG